Messenger RNA from Fomitopsis serialis, 1533 nucleotides. Its product is annotated as Las1-like-domain-containing protein. Gene Ontology annotation, biological process: maturation of 5.8S rRNA; maturation of LSU-rRNA. The record is from RefSeq and is a predicted model, not a curated record. Gene Ontology annotation, cellular component: Las1 complex; preribosome, large subunit precursor. Bases 1 to 1533 code for a protein of 510 amino acids. The transcript has 5 exons. Gene Ontology annotation, molecular function: endonuclease activity. NCBI's taxonomy places the organism in Eukaryota, Fungi, Basidiomycota, Agaricomycetes, Polyporales, Fomitopsidaceae.
AUGAGACUGCCGCGCCGCGUACCGUGGGCCCACAUCGGCGAGCUCGAACAAGUAUGCUCGUGGAUAUACACGGACGAAAAUGAUCUUGACGCGAAGGAGCUCGCUGUCAACAAACUUGCGGCAUGGAAGGCCGUGACAUCGCUUCCUCACGCUCUCGAGUCCGCGCAUGCGCUGCUCACGGUCACACUGCACGACAUGGCGCUGCAAAGUCAAGGGUCCUCUUCGUACUUGUCGUUGAGGCAGGGCUACUCCACCGCGGUCAUUCGACUCGUGAAUGGCCUCGUCGACCCGCUACAACUCGGCGCGUACGCUCGCUCGAUUAACAGCAUCGCAGCACAGCUAGGACUCCCUCAAUGGCUCGUAGAACUCCGGCACGCCGCGACGCACGAAGACCUGCCUAGCAUCGAAGUCCUCAGAGAAGCAGCGCGGCAGGCGAUGGCCUGGCUCCUCAACAAUUAUUUCCUGCCCACGCUCAACCCGUCGGCACCUUAUGCGUCUCAACUUCAGCGACCGGCUCUCCGGCCCAUCGCACCGCUAUUGAAACAAUACAAGGCGCUGGCAAAGGCGACUGCCCGGGAUGCGAGCCUUGCCACCAAGUUUAGGCACGACAUGGCGCGUUUAUUAAGAGACGUAGAACGGUGGAUUGCGGAGGCGAAGGUCGCAGCGCCUGUUGCGGCGACUGCCUGGGACGACAUCGACAGCGAAGAGGGAGAGGGAAGCGACCCUAGAGAACGCUGGGCCUUGGACAGAUUAGCCGAGGCAUUGCUGGAGAAAGGGGCACUAGUUCCGGUAUCCAAGAAGAAGCGAAUGCUAUCUUCUACAGCGUUUCACCCUUCUCCAUUCAUUCUCAACAUCUGGACACCCCUCUUGGCUCAUCUUCAAUCGCUCCACCCAAGUCUACCGGUUGCUCUGAUUUCUAAUGCUGUCUCACACCUUAGCAGUCAAGAGCAAAUUGCGCAGACACCUGACGCAGACGUGGUAAUGCUGGACGCAGAACAGGAAAAGCAGAAACAGGACGCCACCCACGACCGCUGCAUCGCUGGCUGGGUGAAUUGGCUUGUGGACACCUAUGGCAGGAAGGAGGACGACGCGUAUGGGGAUGACGAUAUUUACGUCAGUAGGGCAGACGUCGUCUCGAAGCUGGUUGCAGCUCUGGGGCCCACCAGGGCUUUCUCGGGUACCAGAGAAAAAAGAGUACAGGAGCUUCUACGAGCACUCAGCGAGGGUCAUCCUACGCUUGAGAAGGCAGCCUCGCUCGUGCUCAAUAUGCCACGUCCUGUUCCAUCCAGCCAGACCUGGCAGGAGGCUGACAUGCUGCUCAUGCACGAGCGCCUCUCCACCCUCCUCUCCCUGCAAACAGAGGCGCCAUCUCUCGAACCCAACGGACGCGCCGAGGCUGUCGAAACACAGCCUGUAGGGGAGCCGAUCGUGAGCCCCGCCUCUCGGCUCCCUCCAGGCUGGAGAAGGGUUUCGAGGGACGACGGCUGGAAACCCUCGCCCAUCGGCGUCUUCGUCCCCUGCGUGGCAGCUUAG